AUGCUCACCGAGGAGCUCGUGUCCGCCGUCUGCGGCCCUCCCAUCGCUGCCAACACUGCCGUGCCCAAAGACGUUGGCAUCUACAUCCACACCGUCGCACCCGCGUGGCGUCUCAAAGCCUCCUUCAAAAAGAGCUCUGUUGGUCCCAACUGCCUCGCCGUCAGCGCCAACCACGUGUUUGCCGCCCAGGACCAAAAAGCCCAUGUCCAUGUCUACUCGCGCCAACGUGGCACCCAAGAAACCCUCGUCUCUUUUCAGGAGAGGAUACGAAGUGUAGCCCUCACAGGAAACGUCUUGCUUCUUGGAACUGCCGAGGGCAGGUUACUUCUCUGGGAGACAUCAACUGGCCGCCUCAUUACCACGCCUCCUUGCCAUGUGCAGGCAAUCUCCUGUCUCGCCACUACAGACAGCCACGUGUUGACUGCUUCUGAUGACUCCAAUAUUAACGUUUGGUCUCUGGCCAGGUUGCUCGAGUACGGUGCCGAUCCCGGCUUCGAGCCCGAUCUGACCCUCUCCAACCACCGUGGAGCCAUCACGUCCCUCGUCGUAGCCCCUGGCGACAAUGCCGAGACGAGCCUGUGUGUCUCUUCCAGCAAGGACAAGACCUGCAUCAUUUGGAACUACCAGACCGGUCAAGUAUUGAGGACUCUGCUUUUCCCCUCGAUACCCCUUUGCGCCACUCUGGACCCCUGUGCUCGCGCCCUCGUCGUCGCGGCCGAAGAUGGUUCUAUUUUCCUCGUCGAGUUUUUUGGUGAUAAACCACUCCUCGGCUCGCGAAGCGCUGAGCUAUCUUCCAUUGUCGUUCAGGUCGACUCACCUUUGGGAGUUGCCGACGCCGACGCUGGUCCCGCCACCUGUUUGGCCUUGAACUACAACGGCACUACCCUCAUCACUGGCCAUACAAAGGGCAAGAUCCUCAAGUGGAAUUUGACUGAUAACAGUCACCCCGCUGAGCUCGCCAAUCUCAACGCGUCCGUCACAAAUCUGGCCUUUGUUCCUCUCCUCGCAUCUCAGCAGUCUCACCAAACGCCAACUGUUGUCAAGCCGAAUCAGUCCCAGCGCCAGUAUACCCUCUCUGCCCAAAUUUCCGGAAAAUCGGAAGCUACCCGCUUCAGCGAGAUGAUGAAUACCCCUGGGUUCUCCGAUGAUACCAUUACAAGAGCACUGCAAGCAUUUGCAACGCCCGCUGCCGUCUCGGAUACUCCCACUUUGGCUUACCCGGUGGGCGUCGCCGGCGGCUGGGCCACGCAAGCCCGAAUAAUCCGAAUUUCCCGAAAACUCGCCGUUCGGCGUCGCGCACGUUUGCAACCAUUGCAGGCGGUCCGCUUUGAGCCUGUUUUCAAGCGCGCAAGGCAAUGA
Molecule: messenger RNA, 1359 nt
Organism: Beauveria bassiana ARSEF 2860
Lineage: Eukaryota; Fungi; Ascomycota; Sordariomycetes; Hypocreales; Cordycipitaceae
Product: WD domain-containing protein
Exons: 3
Coding region: 1-1359 (452 amino acids)
Biological process (GO): rRNA processing; DNA-templated DNA replication
Cellular component (GO): nuclear pre-replicative complex
Molecular function (GO): protein binding
Source: RefSeq, a predicted model, not a curated record